Molecule: messenger RNA, 2760 nt
Organism: Vicia faba (fava bean)
Lineage: Eukaryota; Viridiplantae; Streptophyta; Magnoliopsida; Fabales; Fabaceae
Source: the annotation of a GenBank genome assembly
AUGGGAUCCCAAGGCGGGUUCGGCCAAUCCAAGGAGUUUCUCGACCUGAUAAAAUCCAUCGGAGAAGCUCGAUCCAAAGCCGAAGAAGAUCGAAUCGUAAUCCGCGAAAUCGAAACCCUUAAACGACGAAUCUCCGAGCCUGAUAUCCCGAAACGGAAGAUGAAAGAGUACAUUAUCCGCCUCCUCUACGUCGAGAUGCUUGGUCACGAUGCUUCGUUCGGUUACAUUCACGCCGUUAAGAUGACUCACGAUGAUAACCUUCUUUCCAAACGCACCGGUUAUCUCGCCGUUACUCUUUUUUUAAACGACGAUCAUGAUCUUAUUAUUCUCAUUGUUAACACUAUCCAGAAGGAUCUUAAGUCUGAUAACUAUCUUGUCGUUUGUGCUGCACUUAAUGCCGUUUGUAGACUUAUCAACGACGAGACUAUUCCUGCCGUUUUGCCUCUUGUUGUUGAACUGCUUUCUCACUCUAAGGAAGCUGUUAGGAAGAAAGCGGUUAUGGCACUUCAUAGCUUUCAUCGGAAAUCGCCUUCCUCUGUUUCGCAUCUUGUUUCGAAUUUUCGGAAGCGGUUGUGUGAUAAUGAUCCUGGUGUAGCGGAGCAUAGGUUGCCUAAGAGCUAUGAUUAUCACCAGAUGCCAGCGCCGUUCGUUCAGAUUAAGUUGCUGAAACUUCUUGCAUUGUUGGGGAACGGCGACAAGUCUGCUAGCGAACACAUGUAUACUGUAAUCGGCGAUAUAAUUAGGAAGGGAGAUUCGUCAAGUAACAUAGGGAAUGCUAUUCUUUACGAGUCAAUUCGCUGUGUCUCUUCCAUAUAUCCCAAUCCCAAAUUGUUAGAAGCUGCUGCAGAUGUGAUUGCCAAGUUCUUAAAGAGUGAUAGUCAUAAUCUAAAGUAUAUGGGCAUUGAUGCUCUCGGUCGGCUGAUAAAGCUAAGUCCGCUUAUUGCAGAACAACAUCAACUUGCUGUCAUUGACUGCUUAGAGGAUCCCGAUGAUACUUUGAAGCGAAAAACUUUUGAACUGCUAUACAAAAUGACCAAGUCUUCCAAUGUGGAAGUGAUUGUUGACCGUAUGAUUGAGUACAUGAUCAGCAUCAGUGACGAUCAUUACAAAACCUAUAUUGCUUCUCGAUGUGUAGAACUUGCUGAGCAAUUUGCACCAAGUAAUCAUUGGUUUAUACAGACCAUGAAUAAAGUUUUUGAGCAUGCUGGAGAUCUUGUGAACAUUAAAGUUGCACAUAAUUUAAUGCGGUUGAUUGCGGAAGGAUUUGGAGAGGAUGAUGAUGCGGCAUACAGUCAGCUGAGAUCGUCUGCUGUUGAGUCAUAUUUGCGCAUUAUUGGAGAGCCAAAGCUUCCAUCAGGGUUUCUUCAAGUUAUCUGCUGGGUUAUUGGGGAAUAUGGCACAGCUGAUGGAAAGCAUUCCGCGUCCUAUAUCGCUGGAAAGUUAUGCGAUAUGGCAGAAGCAUAUUCUAAUGAUGAAAUCGUUAAGGCAUACGCAAUAACAGCAUUGACAAAAAUUUAUGCAUUUGAAAUAGCAGCUGGGAGGAAAGUGGAUAUGCUAUCUGAGUGUCAAUCUUUGGUUGAAGAAUUAUUAGCAUCCCACUUCACUGAUUUGCAGCAACGUGCUUAUGAGUUGCAAGCCGUUAUUGGUUUGGAUGCACAAGCUGUUGAAGCAAUAUUACCGCAUGAUGCCAGUUGCGAAGAUAUUGAGGUGGAUAAUAAUCUUUCUUUCCUCAAUGGUUACAUCCAGCAGUCUAUAGAAAGUGGUGCUAUGCCCUACAUUUCAGAGAACGAGCGCUCUGGAAUGGGGAAUAUGGGCAACUUCAGAAGCCAAGAUCAGCAAGAAUCUGUACAGCAUGGUCUGAGAUUUGAGGCAUAUGAAAUUCCAAAGGCUCCCACUCCAGUUUCACUUUCAUCCGUAACUGACCUUGUUCCAGUACCUGACUCGUUGUAUGCUAGGGACACUCACCAGAUCACGUCAGUGGGAUUAGCAUCAGAUACAGGAUCAUCAGAGCUUAAACUAAGGCUUGACGGUGUUCAAAAAAAGUGGGGCAAGCCAACUUAUUCGUCCCCAGCAUCAUCCUCAAAUUCUACUUUCCAAAAUCCAGUGAAUGGGGUGACAAAGGUGGAUGUUGCAACUACUGUAAAUCCAAAAGCACGUGAUAGCUACGAUUCAAGAAAGCAACAGAAUGAAAUUAAUCCAGAAAAGCAGAAGCUUGCUGCCUCAUUGUUUGGGGGUUCUGCUAAACCUGAGAGAAGAACAUCAACUAGCAGCAAGGUUCAAAAAGCUAGUGCUGCAAGUGUACCCAAUAAAGAAUCUGCAGAGAAAACUAAUCAACCUCCUCCUCAAGAUUUGCUUGACAUGGGUGAACCAACUGUCACUGUUGCACCUCCCACCGUGGACCCAUUCAUGCAACUGGAAGGACUUCUUGAUCCAAGCAUUAGUUCUACAGUAAGUCAUAGUGAUGGUGCUGUUGCAAAUGCACCUGAUAUUAUGGGACUCUAUAGCGGGACUACUUCUAGUGAACAGAGGGGUGGUGGUGGCUAUAUCCCUGCGAGUGGGGAUAAUUUAAAUCUUCUAUCCGAGUUGUCAAAUGCUGCCUCUGUUAGAGGCACCAAGGGAGAAGCUAUAGUGCCUCCCUCAUCACAAUCUGUAAAGGGUGCAAAUGCUAAAGAUUCUUUGGAGAAGGAUGCAAAAGUCAGGCAGAUGGGUGUCACUCCCACGGGCCAGAAUCCCAAUUUGUUCAGGGACUUGCUUGGCUAA